AUGUUCGCUAAAAUGUAAGUUUCUUUUAAAAAUGAACUGUUUCAAACAAAUAAAUUUUUUUCAGUAUCAUCUCAGCCUUCUUGAUCAUCGCCGCUUUGUUCGGAAGUGCUCAAUCACAAGUUGUCUACCCAUCAGUUUCCUACGCUGCCGCCGCAUACGCUUACGCUCCAUCAUACUAUCCAGCUUACUAUUCUGGAUAUGCUGCCGCUCCAGCUUAUGCUUAUGCAUGGGGAUCAAACAAAGGAAAAACUGACGAUGCUGCUCCAGCUGCUUCAGCCACAUCUUCUUUGACAAACAACAACUAA
Caenorhabditis angaria is the source of this 305-nucleotide messenger RNA. Lineage: Eukaryota; Metazoa; Nematoda; Chromadorea; Rhabditida; Rhabditidae. The record is from the annotation of a GenBank genome assembly.